Molecule: messenger RNA, 1608 nt
Organism: Musa acuminata AAA Group (dessert banana)
Lineage: Eukaryota; Viridiplantae; Streptophyta; Magnoliopsida; Zingiberales; Musaceae
Product: pto-interacting protein 1
Exons: 8
Coding region: 292-1383 (363 amino acids)
Biological process (GO): protein phosphorylation
Molecular function (GO): protein kinase activity; ATP binding
Source: RefSeq, a predicted model, not a curated record
GGUCAACGGAUGGUUAGCGCACGGUAGGUGACGAGAAUGCAACACCGGCGUGUAAGAAACGAUGGAUAACGCGACCCCCAACCGUUCUCACUGCGACUUCGCUCGCUUCGUCUUGCGGGAAGCGUUCUCCUCCGUCCCCCGUCAUCCUGCGCGCCGUCCGCUACCUUGCUCGUAGCCGGCGGUUUCCUGCCCAUCUGCUGACCUUGCUCUCGUUUCUUCGCUCAGCUGCCCUGCUCGGGAGGCGAAAGCGCGUCGGAAGGACAGGUGCAGCUGCUUUAAGUAAUUAAAAUCAUGUGCUUCAUAUUCUUUAAGAAAUCUGGUGCCCACCAGCCUAAUUAUGAGCGGCCUUACAAUGAUAAUUUAGCAGGUCAUGGAGGUGCUAACCAUGCCACAAACCAUCCUCCUAACAGUGCACCACCUGUCAUAGUCCAACCAAUUGCGGUUCCUUCCAUUCCAGUGGAUGAGCUAAACGAAAUCACAAAAAGUUUCAGCAAUGAAGUUUUAGUUGGGGAGGGUUCUUUUGCUCGAGUUUACCAUGGCACCCUGAGGAAUGGACAAGAAUCUGCCAUAAAAAAGUUAGACACAAGUAAUCAGCCAGAUCAAGAGUUCUUGGCACAGGUAUCCAUGGUGUCAAGGUUGCAACAUGAGAAUGUCGUUCGGCUGCUUGGUUACUGUGUUGAUGGAAGUCUGCGAGUUCUUGCUUAUGAGUUUGCAGCCAGGGGAUCCCUUCAUGAUAUCCUACAUGGAAAGAAAGGUGUUCAGGGGGCAAAGGCAGGUCCAGUUUUGACAUGGGCGCAACGAGUUAAGAUUGCUGUGGGGGCUGCAAAGGGACUUGAAUACCUGCAUGAGAAGGCACAGCCUCGUAUCAUCCAUCGUGACAUCAAGUCCAGUACUAUAUUCCUGUUUGACGAUGAGGAUGAUGUUGCGAAAAUAGGUGACUUUGAUCUAUCAAAUCAGGCUCCUGACAUGGCGGCACGCCUUCACUCCACCCGAGUUCUUGGAACCUUUGGUUAUCAUGCUCCAGAGUUUGCUAUGACAGGGCAGCUUACUUCCAAAAGCGAUGUUUACAGCUUUGGGGUCGUUCUUUUGGAGCUUUUGACCGGUCGUAAACCUGUGGAUCCCAGUUUACCACGAGGACAGCAGAGUCUUGUGACAUGGGCAACACAAAGACUAACUGAAGACAAGGUGGAUCAAAUUGUAGAUGAGAAACUAGGAGGAGAGUACCCUCAAAAGAUUGUUGCAAAGGUGGCUGCAGUGGCAGCUUUGUGUGUGCAGUACGAGGCUGAGCUCCGCCCAAAUAUGAGCAUCGUCGUCAAAGCUCUCCAACCUCUGUUGGGUGCUCGUAAAGCAGUUCAUCCUGGCGAGGCAGCACCACGAUUUUGAUGGUAACAGGUUUGCAGAUUGUGGUGUCGCCUUCUCUGCAGGCAAAACCACGGAAGAAUUUGGUGUUUCUUCUUUGUGCAUUGCAAUUUAUAUCAUGAUUUACUUUUUGUGUGUGUUUGUUCGUCCUCUGUAUUCAGAUAUAUGCUAUUUGUUUUGUGUCUUUCCUACGUAUUUGAAUACAAUAUUCAAGUAUUAUUAGUAAAAGCUCUCGAAUUAUCGAACUAA